This is a messenger RNA of Megalops cyprinoides (Indo-Pacific tarpon), 3871 nucleotides long. RefSeq names its product ensconsin-like. Gene Ontology annotation, cellular component: microtubule cytoskeleton. The transcript is spliced from 19 exons. Bases 80 to 2449 code for a protein of 789 amino acids. NCBI's taxonomy places the organism in Eukaryota, Metazoa, Chordata, Actinopteri, Elopiformes, Megalopidae. Gene Ontology annotation, biological process: microtubule cytoskeleton organization. The record is from RefSeq and is a predicted model, not a curated record.
UUUGUCCUCGCGCUUUGCGCGCACCCGUACGUGUCUGCCAAAAAAAGAAGAAGGAAAAAAGAAGAAAAAUCAAUUAAAGAUGGCGGAGGCAAUAAUGUCUCUGAAGGGGAUGCGAGCGCAAAUGGCUGCAGCUGCAGAGGCGCAGGCAGAGGAGAGACGCAGCCAGGCGGCGAGCAGUUCAGGAGCCGAGGAGGCCGAGAGCACAAACGGCACGGCAAAGACCCAGGGAGCCCGCCCAGUCAUUGAUGGAGCGACACUAAGAAUAGACGACAAACUCAGAGUAGCGAAGGAGAGAAGAGAGGAGCAGGAGAAGCAACAAGCCACGCGGGAGUCGCAGAUCCUGGAGCGGGAGCGCAAGACCAAGGCGCAGUACGAGCGGCAGAUGGAGGAGAGGCAGAGGAAGCUGGAGGAGCAGCGCAGGAAGGAGGCGCAGCGGCGGGCUGCCGUGGACGAGAAGAGGAAGCAGAAGCAGGAGGAGGAGAAGGAGCAUUAUGAGGCAGUGUUGCGGCGCUCCCUGGAGCGCACUCAGAGACUGGACCAGAGGCAGAAGCGGUGGUCCUGGGGAGGCGGACUGACUGCAGACUCUGGCGACUCUGGUGGCACGGCGGCCUCCCCUGUAGCUACAGCCUCCUCUCCGGUCAAGGCUCAGAGGAAACUGGGUUCAGAAGUUCACAAGCGCUCUGCGUCUGCCUCCAGCCUCAAACAGCAGGGCGACUCGUCCGUCAGCAAGCGCUUGUCCUCCUCUAACGCCCUUAAGUCUCCCCAGAAAAGUGCUAAACAGAGAAGCUCCUCUCUAAACCGGUUGCAUAGCAACACAUCCCAUUCUUCUAAGGACCCCAAUAAACUGCCUCAGGUGGAGCAGACAGGCCCCUCCCUACAGAAGAGGAGCACCCCCAUCUCUUUGGCGGGGGGCAAGUCUCAGCCCUCCCCCAAAACAGAAAAGGCAGCAAAGGACGACCAAGCCUCGGCCAGCCCCCUGCACCCAGCCCGGGGCCCCCUCCGCAGCCGCAGCAGCGACCGGCAGAAGGCCCCGCCCUCGUCUGACGGCGCCUCCAGCAGCAUGCAGAAAGGUGAGAAGGAGAAGCGCGUCUCUUCCCCUGGGACUAAACACCCGGCCUCGCCCUCCAGAGUCGCGAACCGCCGCCGCUCCCCCUCCCCAGCGGCUGCACCCUCCAACUCCAACAAGAGACCCCCAUCCCCCGCAAAACAGAGCCCACGCCACCGUCCCCCCUCGCCCGGCACCGCCAAGCAACGCCCUCCCUCCCCGCAGCCCGCCUCCAAGCCCCCUCCCAUCCAGCGUCCUGCACUCACCCCCUCGGGGCCCCCCACCCUCCGCAAGAGGGACCCCAAACCAAAGGAUAGCUCCCCGGCGCAGUCCGUCACCCCCGACUCCCGGGACACGCCCCCAACCGGCACCACGCCGGGCAGUAAGACCAAAGAGGACCCCAGUGCCAAGGCUAUUGCAGGCACCACGUCGGCUGAGGAGGCCGCUAAGAUUUUGGCUGAGAACCGGCGUCUGGCUCGGGAACAGAAGGAGAGGGAGGAGCAGCUGAGAGUGCAGAGAGAGGAGGAGGAGAGGGUGAGGAAGGAGGAGGAGAAGCGGCUGGCGGAGGAGGCGAGGGUCCGGCGCGCGGAGGAGGAGAAGAGGCGGGCGGAGGAGAGGAAGAGGGAGGAGGAGGAGCAGGCCCGUUUGACGGAGCUGGAGAGAGAGAGGCUGGAGCUGGAGGAGCAGGAAAGACAGGCAGAGCUCCAGAAAGAGCGUGAGGAGGCUGAGGCGCGGGCCCUGGAGGAGGCGGAGAAACAGCGGCAGGAGAGAGCGAGGAUCAUGCAGCAGAACCAGAAGGAGCGCAUGGAGAGGAAGAAGAGAAUCGAUGAAAUUAUGAAGAGGACGAGAAAAACGGACCAAAACGAUUUCAAGAGAGACGAGGAGAAGGGCAUGCUGGAUGAAAACGAAGAGGAGGACAGUGAGGGGAAAGAGGAGGAAGCGAAGGAGGAGGAGGAGGAGGAGGAGGAGGAGGACUGCAGUAACGGAGAGGCGGACAACGAGGCGGAGGGGUGGAGCCAGCCAGCAGGGGAGCCAGUGGCGGAGCAGGAGGACAGCGUGAACGGGAAGUCGGAAGCAGAAGACAAAGAGAACAGGGAGGACUCAUGUCAGGGGGAGCUAGUGGCCGUCAGCCCCACACCCAAGACCUGUCUGGUGGAGGGCUUGGAAUUUGUGAACGAGGACUGUAAGAUGGGGCUGCUGCCAGGCCUCAACGGGAGAGUGGGGUCCUGGAGCUUAGAGGAGCUCAUCGACCGGGGCGUGCAUUCCAAGGCCGGCCCCCUGAUCGACGCCGAUGAGGGCCCCGAGAAGCCCCUGCCGGUUUUCGAGGACAAGGGAGGCUCCCUGCAGCCGGCUCAGCCAAUCGAAGCCCUCACUGGUGAGGAGAAACGGCACGCCCACUUGUGAACAGGACCUGUCCGUACACAGCUCUGCACUUCUGGCCUGAAUAUUCUCAGAGGGUUGCAAUCCAGAAGUUUCCUAAUCCUUUUGAUGCCUCACGCUGAAAGAGGGAUGCUUAACUGGUUCAGUGAGAACAGUGAUGAGCUGAAUAUGAGAAUAAAAAGCCCAGUUAGAAUGAAAGCCAACAGACACCGCAACCUUCCAGGACUGGCUGAGCAACUCAAUUCCACGCAGUCAUUUCUAUAUUGUAGCCAUAAUUAGCUUAUUCAAACUUCUGACAAAUAGGUCUAUAGGUGGAUUUAACAUUUCAGUCGAAUUCAACAAUGAAAGGUUAAAGACUGAUGUCAUACUGUGAACAUGCGCCUGUCUCCUCUCUCCUUCCCUCAGAGAUGUGAUACUGUGGAUCUUCAGGACUGUGAUGAUUGCACUCCAGGAAUCCUGUCUUUGAGGCCUUCCUGUCCCCCAUCCCAAAGAUGCUUCAAGUAGAUACAGAGAGUGGAGCACAGGUGGAAUGGAAUUGAGGAUCAUGGAUUGCUAACUUUGCACCUCAAAGAAUGAAAAAAAAAAAAAAGCUUAAACAUGCUUCAGGGAAAACAGUAUAUUCCUUCAAUGUGCUUACUUACUCCUAGGUUUCUCAAUGUCAUGUCCUAAUAUGAACUGAAACUUGUAUUUUUUAUUUUAUUGUUUUUGUGUUAUAAUAUUUAUAUGUUAUGGGGAGGGAUGGAUAUUGUAAUUUAUUUGGACGGCUUCUGCACAUUGUCCUCUGUUCCCGCUGUGUGUUUUGUGGGAGAAGUUCCUGCGAGACGGAUCUACACUGCGUAUGUGUGUGUGUUGAGGAGGUAGUCAUGUUUGAAUCGUUAUGGAUGGGCCUUGAAAAGGUUUGGGUGCGCAGUGGAGUUCAACCGAUCAGCACCCUUUCCUGGAGAAAACUGCUGGGAGUUUAUUUAACCUCGAAGUAAGUGGAAUUGUGUAUGAAAUUAAAUUUCUUUCAUUUGCUGUCAGUCAGCAUCCAGUGAAGGCCAAGGCAACAGUUUGGUCAAAUGAGUAAGAUCUGUAGUUAAUAAGAUGGACCAGCGAGACCUCGCUAUCAAACGCACACAGGACUCGGUGUCCUCUGUCCACACAAAAUGGGUGCCUAGCCUUGAGAAACGGAUUGCGCAGUGGCUCGCAGUGGAACUUUAACGCUGUCAUUCGGAUUCGGUUAGAUUAAGCGGUGCACAUGGCAAUAAACUCCAUUUCCAGAGCGCUUUCCCCCCCGCUGAGGAAGCAGCUUGUUCCUUCACUCAGAUCGCUCCUGCUAACUGUGAAUUAGGAAUCCCCUAGGCGAAGAAACUGAAAUAUCUCCAGAUCAACUGAGAGAUUAAAGGGUUGCACAUGGGGAAGCUCUACAGCAGCUGAAACCAGCCGACUGAAACUUUUUAUUGUAUC